Messenger RNA from Exophiala spinifera, 1116 nucleotides. RefSeq lists its product as uncharacterized. NCBI's taxonomy places the organism in Eukaryota, Fungi, Ascomycota, Eurotiomycetes, Chaetothyriales, Herpotrichiellaceae. The record is from RefSeq and is a predicted model, not a curated record. Bases 1 to 1116 code for a protein of 371 amino acids. Gene Ontology annotation, biological process: proteolysis. The transcript is spliced from 2 exons.
AUGGGCGACGCAGGGCCACCGACACCGCCGCCAGGUUUGGUACAGGAUGGCACCGGAAGAGAUACGCUCGAGACAACGGAUGCGCCAGCAUUGAGGGAAGUGAGAGUUCUCGUCACUGGGUUCGGGCCCUUCAAAUCCUUCCUGAUUAACCCAUCAUGGCUCAUCGCCUCUGCACUCCCAGAGGAUCUCUUCCCCGUCUCCGGAAGUAAGUACAAGAUCAAACUCAUCGUCCACCCGUCGGCGAUCCGCGUAUCAUACUCGACGGUUUCGGAGACCGUGCCGGAGCUCAUCCGCCUGCACAACCCGGACCUCAUCCUCCACAUCGGCAUGGCCGGCGGACGAGACUGCUACUCGCUGGAGACGCGCGGGCACAGGGACGGGUACCGGAUAAAAGACGUGGACAACCUGGACGGAUACCUGUGCGGGGAAUGUAAAUGGAAACGGGACGGCGUGCCACCGCUGUUGUAUUGCAUGUGGGAUGAAGACGACGUGUUGAGUCGUUGGGAGGCCGGCGUGCAGAGGGAAUUGGUCGCGAGAGGGUUCUUGGGUCCCGUGGAUGAUGAAAAGAAGACGGAAAACACGACGCACCGAGAAAGCGAAGUCGGCACCAAUGGCGAUAAUGACGCGACGAGUACAGCUGCGACCACAAGUGCUACGGACCCAAGUACCACCUUUGCAAAGGGGAACAACGCCGCGCAUGACCAACCUCGAAUACAGACUCAAAACGUCGCGAGCGCGAAUGAUACCGUGACGGAGCGGAGGGCAGCAGAGAAUCGGAAGAGGUCUGUCGUCAAGCUGUCGAGAGACGCGGGCCGGUUCUUGUGCGAGUUCGCGUUGUUUUCGAGUCUGAGUUACAGGUGGUUGGAGGCGCGGAAGGAGGAGCAGGAGGAGAAGAAUGCACAGAACGAGGACAAAGUACAGGGUCAAGAGAGGCUCGGGAAAGUCGCCUUCUUGCAUGUCCCCGGGUGGACGGGCGUCGAAGAUGUCAAUCGUGGCGUCAUGGUUGCUGAAGAGGCCAUCAAGGCGCUGGUGGGUAGUUGGGAAGAUGGGCUACGAAGAAAGGAAGAGGGUGAGGGCGAGGGUGGAUUUACGACGCAGAAUAGUGAACUGAGGUGA